AUGAAGAAUCUCUUGUUCUUAUCUUCCUUCAUUCUCUUGUGCGCUUUGGCCAAUGCCUCUAAACCGUUGGUGUCAUCCUUUGUGACACAUCUUACAACAUCUCUCUCUUUCUUGUCUCAUGAAGACAUUGACGACGAGUUUGAUGUCCACGAAAUUUCCACGGCUCAAUCUCGACAGUUAUCUAACGACUAUGACCGUUACUAUGUUCUGUUAAAGGAUAAAUAUACUGUGCUCAACUUCACGAAGCAACUGAUUACUGUUACGCAUAAACCGGGAUUCAAAGAUACCGAAUUUAUUGGAGGGCAAAAUAAGAGUCUGAUUGUUAUUUGUAAGGAGUUGUUCUUGCUGAGCGACCCUUUCAAAAUCAUGAUUCAUUCUUAUGCCCGUGUUCCUGACUUAGCCAGAAUCAGUCCUUCGGUCAUUGCUGCCUUGUCCAAGGCAUCGAACAACCACAGUGCGGUUUCUUUGACGGUUGCUAGUGCGUCUGGUACCUACAAAACCUUCGAUUUGACGUUUGCUGGAUCUCAGGAUAAAGAAGAAAACAACAUAGCCCCCGCUAUCAUUACCAAGUCUCUGAAAGCAUUGAAGACGGCCGGUUCACUGCAACAAAAAGUAUCGGCUCAACGAAUGGUCAAGAGUUCACUGGUUCAGCCUCUGUCUCCUCUUUCAACUCUGAUUGCGCAAAAAGGCUUUGACCGAAUUGAACUCACUCCCAAGUGGCAGUAUCACAGCCAUCUCCGCCAGCUCAAUGAUUAUGCGCGUCAAACAAUUGCUGACGGAGAAUAUAUUGAUAACGAGAACAUUAAAUUCUAUAAAACGCAUAAUUUGAACGGUAGAAAUGUCGUUGUGGGAGUGGGAGAUUCUGGAGUCGACUUAAAAAAGCAGCAAGUGGAUCAGGAAGUCAUCGUAAAAUCAAGCUGUAUGUACCUCUCUUUGGAAAUGACGAAGCUGAAACUGAUGGUCAUGGGACUCAUAUGUGCGGAACAAUUGCUGGGUGUCGCUCCUGAAGCCAGGAUCGUGUUGAUCGAUUUGCAAGAGGGAGAUGGUAAUAUGCAGAUGUAUACUGAUAUUUAUAACAAGUACUACAAGCAAUACGUAUACAACAACAACGUUCGUAUUCUAUCCAAUUCGUGGGGAUCUUCCUCAUAUACUUAUGAUUCGGUCUGUUCUCUCACAGAUAAAUUUGUUUGGGAUUACAAGGACAUGGUAAUUCUCUUUUCUGCUGGAAAUUCGGGUGAUGAAGGAUUUGGGACUGUUGUCUCCCCUGGAUUAUCCAAGAACGUUAUCACUGUGGGCGCUACUCUUACGGAACGAAUUGAGAACGGAAUGCACUUCACUAUUUACUUCUCCUCUAAAGGAGAUCCGGAGAGAAGAAUUAUCAAGCCUGAUAUUGUUGCUCCGGGCAUCCAAAGAUCGGCGAAGUCCUUAAGCAGUGAAGACUGUGGUUCGAACUGCAACGAUCACGAUGGAGUUUGCGAAAUUCAAGGAGCAACAACUGCAAACGCCGUUGCUUCUGGAGCUGUUGCUCUGAUCACUCAAUACUUGACUGAAAAAAGCUAUCAUAACAGAAAUAUUGAGAAGCAGGCUUCCCUCAUUAAGGCCAUGCUAGUUCACAGUGGUCAACCUACUCUCGGAUACUGCGAACAAGAUUUGUCUUGCUACACUUAUGGGUCAAAUCAUUUGUAUUAUGAGGGACAUGGCCGAAUUCAGCUGGAUCGCGUGCUUCAUUACGCUGGCGAAAGCGAUUUUGAGUUAUUCCUGUAUAAUGGGCAGGUCAAUUACGAGAAGGAAUAUUUCUCUUUGGAAUUCACGAUUACUGACAUAUCCUUUAAAAAAUAA
Blastocystis hominis is the source of this 1839-nucleotide messenger RNA. RefSeq lists its product as hypothetical. NCBI's taxonomy places the organism in Eukaryota, Bigyra, Opalinata, Blastocystidae. Gene Ontology annotation, biological process: proteolysis. The record is from RefSeq and is a predicted model, not a curated record. Bases 1 to 1839 code for a protein of 612 amino acids. The transcript is spliced from 9 exons. Gene Ontology annotation, molecular function: serine-type endopeptidase activity.